AUGAUUGAGUCUGGGAAGAAACUGACCCUGGAAAUCGAACCAGUUGUUGGGCCAGUGCCUUUUCCAACCGCAGAAGGGCACAUUAGCUAUGGUGGUGCACUUAGGCCCGGUGAAGGUGAUGCCAUUGCACGGUAUGUUCAGCGAGGUAAGCAUAUUCCUUGCAGUUGCAGAGUUGAAGUGGGCCUUUCAGCUGAGGAGAUUCAGAAGUUUGAGACUCUUGGGUAUGUGAUGAGUGGCAGUGGGCAUCAGAGAAUGAAUGCCAUCCGUAUCAGAAAAGAAAAUCAAGUUUACAGCGCUGAGGACAAACGAGCGCUGGCAAUGUUUAACCAUGAGGAGAAGUCCAAGCGUGAGCAGAAGGUUAUGGCUGAUUUGUAG
This is a messenger RNA of Fraxinus pennsylvanica, 375 nucleotides long. The record is from the annotation of a GenBank genome assembly. NCBI's taxonomy places the organism in Eukaryota, Viridiplantae, Streptophyta, Magnoliopsida, Lamiales, Oleaceae.